AUGGAUGGCAGGCAGCUGGCUUCGAAGCUGGCAGCGUAUACAGGGGCCUGCGAAAUACUGCGGGCCUUCGUGAUGGCUGGGGUGUCUUGGAUCAGAAGGAUGGCAGCACCUAUGCCGGGCAGUGGGUGUCAGGCAAGCGGCAUGGAGUGGGCACGCUUGUGUUCGAUGGCGGAAUUUUCGAGGGACAGUGGGCCAGGGGGGAUGCAUCUGGAACUGGACUCGUUCGUUUCACGAACGGUGACAAAUUUGAAGGCCAGUAUGCCGGGAAUCGAAAGCACGGAUUUGGUGCGUACACCUGGGCUGAUGGCGCUGUUGAGGAGGGCCAGUAUUUCAAUGGACGGAAGACUGAUUGGCAUUCUUGGCGUCAAGGUCCUUCACAUUGGAAGCUGCGCUACGACGACGGAGCAGUAG
Molecule: messenger RNA, 411 nt
Organism: Symbiodinium pilosum
Lineage: Eukaryota; Dinophyceae; Suessiales; Symbiodiniaceae
Source: the annotation of a GenBank genome assembly